Molecule: messenger RNA, 1017 nt
Organism: Lathyrus oleraceus (garden pea)
Lineage: Eukaryota; Viridiplantae; Streptophyta; Magnoliopsida; Fabales; Fabaceae
Exons: 3
Coding region: 180-752 (190 amino acids)
Cellular component (GO): chloroplast stroma; chloroplast thylakoid membrane
Source: RefSeq, a predicted model, not a curated record
AAGAUUUUGGGUGACAGACAGCAAUAAUAUUGGCAACGUGGGGCUGUUGAGAGCCAUUUGUUCUACGAAAACCUGAACACAAAAGAAAUCAGCUAAAGCAUUAUCUAUCCAGUGCCAUUAUUCAACAUAAAAAAUAAUAACAAUCAAGGAGAGUUAGCUGAGAGGGAGAAGGAAAAAGCAUGGCAAUGACAACAAGUAGUAGAUGCUUGAGUGUGAAUCUGAAAGAAACAAGAUUCAAUUCCCAUGUUCCUCUGCCACCUUCUCAGCACUCCCUCAUCCCUAUUUUCCACAACAACAUUCAUCCCUCACCCGUGCUUCGCACCCGCUUCCAUCUCACGGUGGUGGUGCCCAAAGCUUCAGCCGGAAGCUACAGCUCCACCGAUGACGAUGACGGAGUUUCUCUCGGCACCAUGAAACUGCCGGUUAACAUAGACCUUCAGAGACUCGAUUCCCUCUUAUUUCAGUGGGCGAACAGUCUUGCACAGGGAGCCAGUCUACCACUUCCCAUGCCUCUCAAGGUGGACAAAAUAGCCGGUGGAGCAAGGUUGGGAUUUAUAACCAUUGGAGACGGGGACACAGAAGUUCUUGUGUAUAUUGACUGUUUGGUUUUUAAACCCAAUGAAAGUUCUGCUCCGAUUUUUCGUGCAUCCAGACAUGGAGUCUUAAAAGAUAAGGUGCCACCGGGUGAGCCCAGAAUCAUGAGGAGCCUUAUGCAAGCUCUUCAGAAGUCGGUUCAAAUCGCAACACUGUGAAAUUUGUUUUUACUCUUCUUCUCCCAUACUUGUAGGAUUUUGAGCUGAAAAGUGUAAACUAUCCGAAAUGAAGUAUAAAUUUGAUGCAAAUAUAUUUACUUCAAGAGAGUCAUGAAUGAUUGUACAUAUUUCUUUUACUACUGUGUACUAGAGAAAUUCUGUAGACGUGUGUGCAAAUCCUACUUAUCGAUUUGAACCAUCUAUAGAAACUGCUUUCAUUAGUUGAUUUCAACACUGCUUUCUUAAUAACAUUACUUUACACUAA